Molecule: messenger RNA, 595 nt
Organism: Nematostella vectensis (starlet sea anemone)
Lineage: Eukaryota; Metazoa; Cnidaria; Anthozoa; Actiniaria; Edwardsiidae
Exons: 2
Coding region: 103-576 (157 amino acids)
Source: RefSeq, a predicted model, not a curated record
AUAUGACACUCCUCCAAGGGGAUUCAUUCAGUAAGCAAGUCAAUGCUAUGCCCCCCUAAUUGCCUUUUUUGAUGCCCAAGGCACAUAAAUACCCCUCUAUGAAUGGUAAGCCAGUGUUUCGUAAUCCAGCUAGUCAGAACCUCCGAGCUAACGAGAGGUAAAACCAUGGCUCUUAGAGCAGUAAUACUGGCGGUGAUUAUUUCUGUCACAAUUGCUGCACCAACUGAAUAUGCAAGAGGUCCACCAGAUGUCGUGCAAGGCCUUAGAGGUCCACCAGAUGUCGUGCAAGGCCUUAGAGGUCCACCAGAUGUCGUGCAAGGCCUUAGAGGUCCACCAGAUGUCGUGCAAGGCCUUAGAGGUCCACCAGAUGUCGUGCAAGGCCUUAGAGGUCCACCAGAUGUCGUGCAAGGCCUUAGAGGUCCACCAGAUGUCGUGCAAGGCCUUAGUGAUCCACCAGAGACCGAGCAAGGCCUUAGUGAUCCACCAGAGCCCGUGCAAGGCCUUAGUGAUCCACUAGAGCCCGUGCAAGGCCUUAGAGGUUCACAGAAUAAACGUUUUUGGUACCUGUCUCAUUAAAGAGAAUCAUUGUAAUUGC